UCGUUGAAUUCAAUUCGAGUUUAGACUUCGCAGCGUUCAGACGUGUUCGGAAAACCUGAAAACCAUUCGAGUGGCAAGACACAUAGCCAACAAUAAUAAGAAACGCCAGUCAACUGUGGUCACCGAUCGAGAGUGUUUCGUUUCGAGUGAAAAAGUGAAAACAGAGCCAAAACACAAAUCGCUUGGCCAGCAAAUUGAAAAAGUGCUACACAGACCAGAGUUAAAUUCUCUGCUCAAAACUACAAGUGUUAAAUCGCCGAAUUUCUUUGGAUUAACCAACGUUUGCCGACGCAUUUCUGUGGAUUAACCUCAUCGUCGCCGAAGCAAAGCUACGCAUUUGUAGCCUUGUCUCGCAUCUCACGUGGAUUACCCUCGAGAAACCACACUAAGCAACUGAAAUGGUUGUCUUGGAAGGAGGCGGCGGCGUUGUUACCAUCGGUAACAACCAGUACCUUCAACCGGAUUAUCUGGCCCCAUUGCCAACGACGAUGGACGCCAAAAAGAGUCCCUUGGCUCUGCUCGCACAGACUUGCUCCCAAAUUGGAGCGGACUCGUCGGCGGUGAAACCCCUGUUGGCGAUGGACAAGAACAAGACAAAGCCCGGAGCCUGCUCCUCGUCGUCGAACUCAUCGAGUUCCUCGAGCAGUGCUGAGAUCUCGGCAGCCAAGUCGCCCUCCGGCCAGGCCAAAUCGCCCAAGUCGAGCACUCCAAUCAGCUCGACGGCAACCAGCACAAGUCUGGGUAACACCAGCACCGGAGAGAUCAAGCUGGCCUUUAAGCCCUACGAGACCAAUGUGCUGAGCCACCAGAACCAGAACUCCUUCAAAAGCAGCUCCUCUCUGGAGGCGGAACCCACGCGUCCCAGCUCCAAGAACUCCUCGUCCGCCCAGGAGCGAGUGCCAUCGCGCAGCAAAUCCAAUGCCACGCCCACAGAUGGCGGCAAGGUGGAGAUCUCCGCGCACGAUUCCUCAUCCAGCCGGAAGACUGUCUCCCCGUCGGGAUCGUCGCAACGCGGCGCCAGUCCCAUUGUGCGCUCCGGCAUGGAGGUGCUGAACAAUGCCAACGGCACCGCCCAGCAUCCCAAGGAGAUGAGCAGCAUGGCAGCGGCGGCAGCAGCAGCAGCAGCGGCUUACAAGGCCGCCGGACCCUAUGGCCUGAAUCCCCUGUCCGCCCUGUGCUGCCCGCCCGGAAUGGAGCAGCACGCCAAUCCCGCUUUCCGGCCACCCUUUGCCGGAGGAUUCUCACACCACCACGCCGCCAUGUUGGCGGUGGCCGCCAAUGGAGUGUAUCCAGGAGGGGCUCCCGGCGGCGGACCAGCCGGACAGCCCAAUCCGUACAUCAGCUACCAGCGCAUCAAGACACCAGCUGGCGGAGAGGCCAUAGUGCCCGUUUGCAAGGAUCCGUACUGCCAGGGCUGUCCCUACUCGGCGCACACGCAACAAAUGCUCAUGGGCGCCCCCUGCCCCGCCGGAUGCACCCAGUGCGAGCACCAGAAAUACGGCCUGGCCAUGGCCAGUGCCGCCGGACUGCCACCAGCUCAUCCGUACUCCCAGGCGGCGGCCGCGGCUGCGGCAAACGCGGCGGCAGCCCGCUCGGCACCCUACGUGUGCAGUUGGGUGGUGGGCGAUGCCUACUGCGGCAAGCGGUUCCAGACCUCCGACGAGCUCUUCUCCCACCUGCGCACCCACACGGGCAACCUCUCCGAUCCGGCGGCUGCUGCGGCGGCCUUGGCCCAAUCGCAGGCUCAAUCCCUGCUGGGAACCCUAUUCCCGCCAUCGGCUCUGCGGGCUGGCUAUCCCACGCCACCACUGAGCCCCAUGUCGGCGGCUGCGGCAGCGGCGAGGUAUCAUCCCUACGCCAAGCCACCACCAGGCGCCAUGGCCGGAGGACCCUCGCCCUUCGGCGCCGCUGGAGCCUUCAAUCCCGCCGCAGCGGCUGCGGCAGCUGCUCUGGGACCCUACUACUCGCCAUACGCCAUGUACGGCCAGAGGAUGGGAGCGGCUCAUCAGUGAAGUGACUUUCACAAAAGUUAGAUACCAAAAAAAAAAAGGGGAUUACAUUGAAGAGACAACCAGAGAUAUAGGAUGAAACCGUUUCCAAACCCUGUUUGAGAUAAUUUCAUAGAAAACAAAAAAGAUUAAAACACAAAACGAUUGCAAAGGCUGACACACAUCUCUGGCUUUUGCGCUAUUCUGUGAUACUAAACUGUAGUUUAAAGAGCGCUAGUUACACUUAAGUUUCGCAAACAGAAAAUAAUCAACCACCUAAAGAGCAGUAGCAGACGCAAAAAUAGCAGGAUCACUCUUCUAUCAUCGUAAAUGUCUACAUUGUCUACAUAGGUAAAAAGGAGUGCAGCCAACACGAAGUUUACUCACUUCCAUUUGUUCUCAAAGUUCAACCAAAGUUUUUUAAGUCUUAGCCAGAACGCAUUCUACAACUUCCAAUUUUGUUAACGAAGAACCCAUUGCUGAGAUGUUCAAACAUUGUUUUAGUUUAACUUCGCUUUAAGUUCUAUUAACUAUUAUUACGAUUACGAUUACGAUUAUCUGCAAGCAUACAAGAAACCAACAAUUGAAAUAAUGUUCUUUAAGUCAACUUAUAUGUAAAGUAAGCGUAAUGAAUAUUUGUAAUACCAACCAAUCAGAGAUAAAAAAUGAAAAAAAAAAUAAUAAUUACGAAAAAUAAAAAUGAAUAUUUCAUAUAAUUAUGUACUGUGUGUAAAUUCUAUAAAUAUAAAACUAGAUUUGCUAUUUACUCCUUGAUGUACGCAAACCACAAUACGAUCUACACGAGAAGCCACGGAAUAUCAAACAAAAGUAACUUAAUAUACAUACAACACAUUCGUAUAAAACUGAGAAAUAUACAAGAAAAAACCAUUUUUAGAAGCAUAA
Molecule: messenger RNA, 2891 nt
Organism: Drosophila yakuba
Lineage: Eukaryota; Metazoa; Arthropoda; Insecta; Diptera; Drosophilidae
Gene: noc
Product: zinc finger protein Noc
Exons: 2
Coding region: 399-2012 (537 amino acids)
Biological process (GO): negative regulation of DNA-templated transcription
Cellular component (GO): nucleus
Source: RefSeq, a predicted model, not a curated record